Messenger RNA from Sitophilus oryzae (rice weevil), 948 nucleotides. RefSeq lists its product as uncharacterized. Lineage: Eukaryota; Metazoa; Arthropoda; Insecta; Coleoptera; Curculionidae. The transcript has a single exon. Gene Ontology annotation, biological process: DNA integration. Bases 1 to 948 code for a protein of 315 amino acids. The record is from RefSeq and is a predicted model, not a curated record. Gene Ontology annotation, molecular function: nucleic acid binding.
AUGGGGCCCUUGCCUAAUCAGGACCAGAUAUUAGUAGUUAUUGAUUACUAUUCACGAUACCAGGACAUACAAUUCUUAAAAAGCACGACAUCAGCUAUCAUAAUAAGGUGCCUUGAUAAAUUAUUUUCCCGUUUUGGAAUACCUAAGUCCAUAAGAGCCGAUAACGGUAGGCAAUUUGUCAGCCAGGAAUUCAAGGACUACUGUGAUCAGAACAACAUAAAGCUAAUACACACUCCACCAUAUUGGCCCCAAGCCAACGGGGAGGUUGAAAAUAUGAAUAGGUCGAUCCUGAAAAGACUCCAGAUAUGCCAUAACAAUAAGCAAGACUACAAAGCGGAAAUUCAGAAAUUCAUCAUGAUGUAUAACGUGACACCACACGGAACAACUGACAAAUCGCCAUCAGAACUUCUGUUUCAAAGAAGAAUCCGUGAUAAGAUUCCAUCGAUUGUUGACAUCAUGGGGAAUACAUCGAUGAGGAAGCACAAGAUGCAGAUUUGGCGAAUAAGGAAAAAAGGGAAGAGAAGGGAAGAUGAAAGCAGAGGUGCGAAACAAGAUUACAUUCGGACGGGAGACAAAGUGGUCAUUCAAAACAUAAUACGGCCCCACAAGUUAACAUCAAGGUUUAACUCAGUUGAAUACGACGUCAUUGAGAGGAACGGAAACGAAUUGAUACUCUUCGGUGAUGGAAAAACAAUUCGUAGGCAUGUCGCCCAUGUCAAGAAAAUUGUCGCUCCAAAUCCUACAGAGAUGGUCCCCGCAGGUAACCAAGAAACAGUCCCAUCCCAAGAAGCGUCUGUACCCACAGCAUCCACGUCAGUAGCCACUCCAGUCCCAUCCGAUUCCAGGGAGCUUGACCCGCCGGGGAGGAUAACCAUGAGGCUGAAAAGAAAGGACGGAAUGUGGCAACCCGCCGGGGGAACCGGCAACAACGCCGAGCCGGUGAUGUGA